Bombyx mori (domestic silkworm) is the source of this 825-nucleotide messenger RNA. RefSeq names its product juvenile hormone binding protein an-0895. The transcript is spliced from 5 exons. Bases 34 to 765 code for a protein of 243 amino acids. The record is from RefSeq and is marked provisional. Lineage: Eukaryota; Metazoa; Arthropoda; Insecta; Lepidoptera; Bombycidae.
GCAGUAACGCGUAUUUCACGAGAUCAAACAGAAAUGUGGACCGGUCUGUUUUUAGUUCUUGGGCUAUACGAGUCUGUCGUCGGUUUGGGGCUGCCGUCCUAUAUAAGUUCGUGUUCGAGAAAAGAUCCGAAUUUAAAUGAUUGCGCAUUAAAAUCAGCACGGAACUCAGUUCACCAGUUUUCACUGGGCGAUCCUGAAAGAGGUUUACCACCCCUGGACCCUCUGUACGUGGAGAACAUGGUGGUUUAUGUCCCUAAUCGAAACGGUUUCAAAGUUGUGUUCAAGGACAAUUAUUUUACGGGAUUAUCGUCUUUAACAUUACAGAACUUAAAAUUCGACAUGGACAAGAAAAUUAUAGCUGCCCAAGCCCUCGUCAAUUUGGAUGUAAAUAACACGUACGACUUAAGCGGGCGAAUAUUAGUCAUUCCCAUUAAAUCGAGUGGGGAUUCGUUCAUUAAGCUAAAAAACACUUUGCUUAACAUUAACUUUUAUUACGAGGAUAUUGAAGAUGCAGACGGUAAAGUUCACUGGAAAAUUUUCAACCACGACGUUGAAUAUGAGGUAGAAAAGGCUGUGUUUCGCUUGGAAAACUUACUGAAUGACAAAAACUUAGGUGAACAAAUAAACAAAAUACUCAACGGCUUAUCACAACAAAUCGUAGACGAAGUUGGACCAACAAUCUGCGGAUCACUCAUGAAGGCUGUUGUAGAAAACUUAGGAAUUUUACUCGAACAAGUAUCGUUUGACGAAUUAAUGCCCGAAUAAAAUAUUUAUAAGUAGAAUCUAUUUAAUUUUGUACAUUAUAAUAAACAGAUAUUUUUGAAC